AUGCUCCUGUGUAUGCUCUUUGCCAUUGGUCGCCUCUUUUUCGCCUUUAAGCCCAGCCGUGCUGCUAUCAUAGUGAAGAGGGCACUGCUGCUAAGCUCAGUCUCGUAUCUUGGUAGAGCGCUCUGUGUGCCUGUUACAAUGCUCCCGAAUCCUGACCCAAUGUGUAUGCCCCGCUUGGUGGAAGGGAGCCCUUUCUGGUCGGUCAUGCUCAUGCCUUUCGGCCUCUCCCAUACUUGCGCGGAUGUCUUCUACUCUGGGGCAUCGCCCGAGCUCAGGCUGCAGACGCUGUAUACGGGAGUUGUCCCUUUGAAGUUUGCGGAGGACCCGAGGCUCCUUUGGGGCACUCGAGUGGAGGGAGGCGAUGGGAGUUGGUCGACUACCCGUGGAGGCAUCAUUGGCCCAAUGGAGACCACAUUCAGGCAGCAUGCAUACAGUAACGGGAUGGUCAAUGGGAGUGAUAUGAAUACUCCCGAGUCGGCUCAGAGUAGUAAUGGAGCUCUUCAGCGGAGCGUGCGAGUACACUGA
Perkinsus marinus ATCC 50983 is the source of this 525-nucleotide messenger RNA. RefSeq lists its product as hypothetical. Lineage: Eukaryota; Perkinsozoa; Perkinsida; Perkinsidae. The transcript is spliced from 4 exons. Bases 1 to 525 code for a protein of 174 amino acids. The record is from RefSeq and is a predicted model, not a curated record.